This is a messenger RNA of Dryobates pubescens (Downy woodpecker), 23640 nucleotides long. RefSeq names its product microtubule actin crosslinking factor 1 (gene MACF1). Gene Ontology annotation, molecular function: structural molecule activity; calcium ion binding; microtubule binding. The record is from RefSeq and is a predicted model, not a curated record. Gene Ontology annotation, biological process: regulation of focal adhesion assembly; wound healing; intermediate filament cytoskeleton organization. Lineage: Eukaryota; Metazoa; Chordata; Aves; Piciformes; Picidae. The coding region runs from base 8 to 23425 and encodes 7805 amino acids. The transcript is spliced from 96 exons. Gene Ontology annotation, cellular component: intercalated disc; microtubule; plasma membrane.
GGAGGAGAUGGGGAAUUCUCUGGGCUGCGUUAAGGAGCAGAAGGAAAAAGCCGCGGGGAAGGCGCCCCUGCCUCCCAAAAAAAGGGUGCGCUUUAAACGGAGGAGGAAAGGCAAGAGCAGAGCCAUGCCCGAGGCAGCCCCGCAGGACGAGCUGCCGGCCCCGGAGGCUGGCGAGGAUGAGGAGGCUUCCAAGUCGAAGGCAGCCCCCCAGCAGCAGGCAGGAGAGGAGCCCGGCCGGAGCUGGCAGCGCGGCGGGGAGCCGCCGGCCGCAGCCCUGCAGCCAGGGCUGAUCGUGCAGGUGAAGGAAAGCUUCCAGGGGGAGCUGCGGAAAGCUCGCCUGGUGCUGGAGCCGCAGUGGCCGGCUGCGGCCGGGACUUCCCCGGAGGAAGGCACCACCGUCAUCGCUCGCUUGCUGGACAACCCGGCCGAGAAGGGCUGCGAGAAGGCGGUGAGCCGCCUGGUGCAGCUGCAGAGGAGCGGCACCGGCAACCGCCGGGCGGUGCUGCUGCCCCUGCCCGAGGGCAGCCACGGCCCCGCCGAGGGGCUCCCGGCCCCGGCCAGCACCGCGGCCAGCGAGGAGCCAGCGAAGAGCCGGGAGCCAGGGGCUGGCAGCAGCCUGGGUGCCUGGGGUAAAGGAGGCAGCGACGAUGCCAGUUCCAGCGCGGCGUGGACCUGCCCCUCCACGGCGGAGCCGGGCACCGUUUCGGAGCUGUCUACGCCGUCCCCCAUGGUGGAUCAGCUGGAAAACCCCAGCGUGGGGAGAGCCUCAGGACUGCCAUCAUCUCGGGCUGGGGAGGGGGAUGGACAUGGACUGCCGGCCUCCCGCAGCCCCUCCUCCUUCAGCUGGCACAGUGGUGGCAUGGCCCGGAGCUCCUCGGGGUACAGCAGUGACCUGGCACGCCGGCCAGCCAGGGCUGCUGGAGCUGGGGGGACCACAGCAUCUCCCUUUGAAGGUGGCCACAGGCUCCCUGCAGAGGGCCAGGCUUGGAGGGGGAGCUCGGGGACAGCUGGAGGCACGAUCUCUGACAUCUACAUCAGUGGGGAGUCAGGGGACAUGUCAGCCAAGGAGAAGCUGCUUCUCUGGACACAGAAGGUGACAGCAGGGUACAUUGGGGUGAAGUGCACCAACUUCUCCUCGUGCUGGAGCGAUGGGAAGAUGUUCAACGCCCUCAUCCACAGAUACAGGCCAGAUCUGGUGGACAUGGAGAGGGUGCAGAUCCAGAGCAACAGGGAGAACCUGGAGCAGGCCUUUGAGAUCGCCGAGCGGCUGGGGGUGACGCGGCUGCUGGACGCCGAAGACGUGGAUGUCCCCUCUCCAGAUGAGAAGUCUGUGAUCACUUAUGUGUCUUCAAUCUACGAUGCCUUCCCCAAAGUCCCCGAGGGAGGAGAAGGGAUCAGCGCCAUCGAGGUGGAUUCCAGGUGGUUGGAGUACCAGAGUCGCCUGGAGUCCCUCAUCUCGUGGAUCAAGCAGCACACAAUACUCAUGUCAGAUAAAUCCUUCCCCCAGAACCCUGUAGAGCUAAAGGCACUUUAUAACCAGUACAUCCACUUCAAAGAAACUGAAAUCCCAGCGAGAGAGCAGGAGAAGGGAAGGAUAGAGGAGCUCUACAAACAGCUGGAGGUCUGGAUUGAGUUUGGACGCAUCAAGCUGCCCCAGGGCUACCACCCCAACGACGUGGAGGAGGAGUGGGGCAAGCUCAUCAUCGAGAUGCUGGAGCGCGAGAAGCUGCUGCGGCCAGCAGUGGAGAGGCUGGAAUUGCUGCUACAAAUCGCUAACAAGAUCCAGAACGGUGCUCUGAGCUGCGAAGAGAAACUGACUCUGGCCAAGAACACUCUGCAGGCCGAUGCUGCUCACCUGGAGUCGGGGCAGGCGGUGCAGUACGAGGCGGACGUGGUGGUGUACCUGCAGGAGUGCGAGGGGCUCCUGCGCCAGCUGCAGGUGGAUGUGCAGAUCCUGCGGGACGAGAACUACUACCAGCUGGAGGAGCUGGUCUUCAGGACCAUGAGGCUGCAGGACGAGCUGGUGACGCUGAGGCUGGAGUGCACAAACCUCUACAGGAAAGGUCACUUCUCCACCCUGGAGCUGGUGCCCACCUCCACAUUGAGCACAGCACACCUGAAGGGCGACUCCCUGACCAAAGGGCUGCACACCUCCUCUGCCUCCUGGUUCAGGAAGCCUAUGACCAGGAUAGAGCUGGUGGCCAUCUCCUCUUCGGAGGAUGAAGGCAGCCUCCGCUUCGUGUACGAGCUGCUGGCCUGGGUGGAGGAGAUGCAGAUGAGACUGGAGAGGGCAGAGUGGGGAACAGACCUGCCAAGUGUGGAAACCCAGCUGGAGACCCAGCGGCACGUCCACAGCAGCGUGGAGGAGCUGGGCUCCAGCGUGAAGGAGGCUCGGAUGUAUGAGGGCAAGAUGUCUCAGAAUUUCCGUGCCAGCUACACGGAGACCCUGGGCAAGCUGGAGACGCAGUACUGCAAGCUGAUGGAAACCUCAAGCUUCCGCCUGAGGCACCUGCAGAGCUUGCAUGGCUUCGUGUCCCGAGCCACUGCUGAGCUCAUCUGGCUCAACGAGAAGGAGGAGGAGGAGCUGGCCUAUGACUGGAGUGACAACAACCCCAACAUUGCAGCCAAGAAGAACUACUUCAUGGAGCUGACGGCGGAGCUGGAGGAGAAGCAGGACAUCUUCUGCUCCCUCCAAGACACAGCUGAGCUGCUGUCCCUGGAGAACCACCCAGCCAAGCAAACUGUCGAGGCCUACAGCGCGGCCGUGCAGAGCCAGUGGCAGUGGAUAAAGCAGCUCUGCCUCUGCGUGGAGCAGCACGUCAAGGAGAACGCUGCCUAUUUCCAGUUCUUCAGCGACGCUCGGGAGUCGGAGAGCUACCUGCGCAGCCUGCAGGACUCCAUCAAAAGGAAGUACUCCUGUGACCACACCACGAGCCUGACCCGGCUGGAGGACCUGCUGCAGGACUCCAUGGAUGAGAAGGAGCAGCUCAUCCAGUCCAAGAGCUCUGUUGCCAGCCUGGUGGGGAGGUCCAAGAGCAUCGUGCAGCUGCGGCCCAGGAACCCUGAGCACCUGGUGCGGAGCACCAUCCCCAUCAAGGCUGUCUGUGACUACCGGCAGAUCGAGAUCACCAUCUGCAGGAAUGAUGAGUGUGUGCUGGAGGACAAUUCCCAGAGGACCAAAUGGAAGGUGAUCAGCCCCACAGGGAACGAGGCCAUGGUGCCUUCUGUCUGCUUCCUGAUCCCCCCACCCAACAAAGAGGCCAUUGAGAUGGCCAACAGGGUGGAACAGUUGUACCAGAAAGUGAUGGCCCUCUGGCACCAGCUCCACAUGAACACCAAGAGCCUCAUCUCCUGGAACUACCUGCGGAAGGACAUAGCCCUGGUGCAAAGCUUCAGCAUGGAAAAGCUCAGAUCCUUAGCCCAAGGGGAGUGCCAGCAAGCCAUGAAGAGCCUCCAGGCCCAUUAUGAGGACUUCCUGCAGGACAGCCGAGACUCGGAGCUCUUCUCGGUGUCCGACCGGCUGCGGCUGGAGGAGGAAGUGGAGGCUUCCAAGGAACACAUCCGGCAGCUGCUGGAGUCCAUGGAGAACGAAGACAAAGACGAGACUGCUGCCAGGACUUACCUGUCAGAGCUGAAGAACAUCCGCCUGCACCUGGAGGAGUGCGAGCAGAGGCUGGGCAGCAGAAUCCAGGCCCCCAGCGGCUCCCGGGCGGACGGCGACACCAUCCAGGACAACACCCUCCGCACGGCGGAGCAGGAGCGCAUGCAGGAGGACCUGCAGCGGCUGCAGGCAGACCUCAGGUUCUUCUCUGAGAGGUGCUACAGCUUCCUGGACAAGGCACCUGCAGGGGCCAGCACACCCCAGCUGCGCUCAGAGCUUGACUUGGUGGUCAACAAGAUGGACCAGAUUUAUAGGCUGUCUUCCAUCUACCUGGAGAAGUUGAAGACUGUUGAUGUCAUCAUUCGUGCCACCCAAGGAGCAGAGUCUCUGGUCAAAGGCUAUGAGGUGAAGCUGAGCCAAGAGGAGGCAGUGCCAGCUGACCUGGCAGCCAUUCAGUCUCACAGGACCACCUUACAGCAGUGGCUUGGGGAAGUGAAGGACAAGAGCUCCAUCUUCUCCACACUGGAGGAGGAGAUGGCCAAGGCCAAGGAGGUGGGGGAGCAGCUGUACCAGCUGAGGCAGGAGCGCAGCAUCGACCUGGAGCGCUACCAGGAGAGGGGCACCCAGCUGUGGGACCGCUGGCAGCGCCUCUGUGCCCAGAUUGAGACCCGCCACGCGGAGCUGGAGAGCAUCCAGGAGGUGCUGAGCGAAUACCGGCGGUGCCACGGUGCCCUGAUCCAGUGGAUCGAGGAGAUCACCAUCCAGCAGGAGCUGAUGAAGCCAGGGCAGGCAGAGGACAGCAGGGUGCUGUCAGAGCAGCUGAGCCAGCAGACGGCUUUGGCUGCAGAAAUCGAGAAGAAUCAAGCCAAGCUGGACCAGUGCCAGAGGUUCUCCCAGCAGUACUCAGCUGCUGUCAAGGACUAUGAGCUGCAGCUGAUGACCUACAGAGCCUUCGUGGAGUCGCAGCAGAAGUCCCCCAUGAAGCGCCGGCGAAUGCUCUCCUCCUCCGACGCCAUCACCCAGGAGUUCAUGGACCUGAGGACUCGCUACACGGCGCUGGUGACCCUGACCACCCAGCACGUCAAGUACAUCAGCGACGCGCUCCGCAGGCUGGAGGAGGAGGAGAAAGUAGUGGAGGAGGAGAAGCAGGAGCACGUGGACAAGGUGAAGGAGCUCCUGGGCUGGGCCCUGGGCUUGAAGCAGAGUGUGCAGGGCAGGACAGCUGCUGCUGGCAGCAGAGAGCUGGGCGACAUCGAGAAGUCCAUCUCGGAGCAGCAGGCCCUGAAUGAGGAGCUGGCUGCCAAGAAGGAGCAGGUCUCCGAGGCCAUCAAAACUUCCCAGAUCUUCCUGGCAAAACACAGCCACAAGCUUUCCCAGGCAGAGAAGGAACAGAUUUCUGCUCAGAUUGGUGCCCUCAAGGAGACCUACCAGGUGCUGUGCAACGACUCCACGGAGCAGCUGCAGCAGCUCCAGAGCCAGCUGGCUCAGGAGGCAGAGCAGAAGGGCAGCGAAGCCGUGGCAGGAGUGAUCGAUCUUGGCACAGCAGAAAUCCUCCCUGUCUUUGGUGCCAUGCAGAGAGGUCUUGUAGAUCAGGACACUGGCCUCCUGCUCUUGGAGGCUCAGGUUAUCACUUCUGACUUGGUCAUUCCAGAGACCAAGGAGAAAGUCUCCUUGGAGAAAGGUCUGGCAAGAAACAUCAUCGAUCUCCAAACCUUCCAGGUGCUGCAGCAGCUGAAGGAUGCUCUCCAGCAGGUGGAAGAAGUCAGGCAUGAGGGGAGGCAGCUCCUCCCUGUCGCUGCUGCCAUAGAAGAGGGGAGGAUCAGUGAGGACGUUGGGCUGAAGAUUCUUGAAGCUGAGCUCAGCACAGGGGGGUUUAGAGCCCCUCAGGGCAGAAUCAGCAUGGAGACAGCGGUGCAAGAAAGGCUGCUGCCCCCCCAGCUCUACUCCAGGCUUCUCUCUCACCUGGAGCAUGGGAAGGACCUGAUUGACCCCAAGACUGCUGAGAAGCUCAGCCUGCCUGAGCUGAUGCACCGCUGCAUCCUCCACCAAGACACUGGCCUGAGGCUGCUCCCGGUCAGGCAGCCGGCAGGUGGGGUGGUGAGCUCCAGAGCAGGCAGGAAAGUCACCAUCUUCCAGGCAGCCCAGGAAGGGCUGAUAGACAGGGAGGUCAUGCUGAGGUUGCUGGAAGCCCAGCUCGUUGCUGGGGGCAUUGUUGACCCCAGGACAGGGCUCAGGCUGACUGUGGAUGAAGCCAUGAGGCAGCAUCUGCUGGAGCAGGACCUGGCGCGGGCGCUGCUGGUGAGGCAGCUCCGGGCGGGUGGCAUCACCGACCCCGGCACGGGGCAGAGACUGACCAUUGAUGAGGCUGUAAGGAAGGGGCUGGUGGCACCAGGGAUGGCAUUGGUGGUCCUGGAAUCCUUGUGGUCCUUUAUGGGGCUCCUGUGGCCAGAGACAGGGGAGGUGGUGGCGGCAGCAGACGCCCUGGAGCAGGGAGUGCUGUCUGCAGAGCUGGCCAGCAAGAUGCUCAGCAAGAGGCAACUCCUCCAAGCUGUCUUCAUACCAGAGACCACCGAGGUGGUGUCCUGGAAGCAAGCAGUGGAACAUGGCAUCUUGGAGAGGGAUGUGGCAAAGAAGCUGAAGUCAGCACUCAUUCCUGAUGUCCUGGGCAGUGUGCAGCCUGCUGGCUCUCCAGGCAGCAGCAGGCAUGGCCCAGGCCCCCCUGGGCCCAAAGAGCAAAGCGACCCUCUGCUGAGGAGCAAUGAGGAAAGGCUGAUGUCCCACCUGAUGACACACAGCUACAUCAACAUCCAGGAUGGCCAGAAGCUGCUCUUAGUAGAUGGAGAGCUGAACAGUCUCACUAAAGCCCUCAUCCAAAGCCAAGAAAAUGGAUCCUGUGCACACAUGUUGGAGGAGAGGGAAGGCUUUGAGAAGAGCAAGGCAGGUGUGGCAGGGGAGCCUUGCAAUGGCUUGGCUGUAGAGCAGCUUGAGCUUCAAUUUGCUCCUCCAAAAGAACUAAGCAAAAAGGUCCUACCACCUAGAGCUGCCUUGGAGAAUGGGGAGGUGGUGAUGGCACCUGAAAGCCUCUUGUUGGAGGAUGCAGAGGAGUUCCUGCUUGUGGGGGAGCCACAGCAGGCUCCUAGCAAACAGAGGACUAUCAAGAGUGAAAUUGAUGCUGAAUUUGGAAGAGAGCAAGUGGCUGCUGCGAGCCAGGACAAGCAUCAGGUACAGCUGUCAGUGCCAGCACAUCCUGGUGACCUUGGUAGUGGAUUCAGAGAAGCAGAGGAGAUGAUGGCUGAGGCAGGAGAGUCAUCCAAGCCUCCUGCAGUAGAUGGAGUGGAAAGCAUCAAAGAUCAGAAGAAAGCAUCAGAGAGUGGGACGGUUGUGAAAAGUGAGCUCUGCAUAACAGUGCCUGCUCCAGAGUGGAGAGAGGGACUGGAAAUCGUGGCAGAGAGGUCUCAGGGGAUGGAGGAACCUGAACUAGAGGCAGAAGAGGUUGGAGAGAUUUAUUUGCUUAACAAGGAAACAGUUGAGAAUGGCAUGGUGGGAGGAGAGGAGAUUGGGCUCCCUGGAGCUGGAGAGGCUGAGCGAGCAGAGUGGCAGAGUCAGGACACUGAAAGCAUCCUGGAAGUACAAGGAGAAGGUGAAGCAGUGUUAGAUGCUGAGAGUGGUGAUGGAACAUCCCUGCCAGCCCCUGCUGUGCUGGAAGUGCAAGGAGAAAGGGAAGCAGUUUUAGAUGCUGAGAGUAUUGAUGGAACCUCCCUGCCAGCCCUUAGUGUCCUGGAAGUGCAAGAAGGAGAAGGGGCAGAAGUAUUAGAUGCUGAGAGUGGUGCUGGAACAUCCCUGCCAGCCCCUGGUGUCCUGGGAGUUCCAGAAGGAGAAAGGGAAGCAGUGUUAGAUGCUGAGAGAGGUGAUGGAACAUCCCUGCCAGCCCCUGGUGUCCUGGGAGUUCCAGAAGGAGAAAGGGAAGCAGUGUUAGAUGCUGAGAGUGGUGCUGGAACAUCCCUGCCAGCCCCUGGUGUCCUGGGAGUUCCAGAAGGAGAAAGGGAAGCAGUGUUAGAUGCUGAGAGAGGUGAUGGAACAUCCCUGCCAGCCCCUGGUGUCCUGGGAGUUCCAGAAGGAGAAAGGGAAGCAGUGUUAGAUGCUGAGAGUGGUGCUGGAACAUCCCUGCCAGCCCCUGCAGAGCAGGAAGAGGACACUUUGGAGAUGCUGCUGGCACAACUCCAAAGUGGUGGCAUACUCCAUGAGCAGACAGGCAAAACUCUUCUUCUGAAUGAAGCAGUAGCCCAUGGGUUGGUGCCCAGCCACACAGCUGUGAAGCUGAUGGAGAAGAUGAAGAUGUUCAGUGGCUUCUUUGACUCUCAAACCUGCGAAUCGUUAACCACCGAGGACGUCAUUGAGGAAGGGCUGAUGGAUGAGAACCUUCUCCAGAAGGUGCUCACAGCUGACAAAGCCAUCAGUGGUGUUCUGGACCCAGGCAAUAACUUUGUCUACUCUGUCAAGGAUGCUGCUGCUGUUGGCCUUCUGGACAAGGAGACAGCCCUGAGGAUCUUGGAGGGGCAGGUGGUCACCGGCGGCAUCGUUGACUUGAAACGUGGCAAAAAAAUCUCAGUCACCCUGGCUUCCAAGCUGGGCCUCAUAGAGCCAGCAAGUCAGAAGGAGCUGGGCAAGCUGGAGAAGGCUUCCAAAGGCAAAGACACUGAUGAGGUGACCAGACAGAAGCUCCUCAGCUUACAGGCUGAGACCAGUGGAGUUGUGGAUCCCAGAACCAAGCAGGCUCUGACUGUCGCCCAGUCUGUUGAGAAAGGGCUCCUGGAAAAGGACAAAGCCUUCCAGCUCCUGACCAAGCAGAUUGCUGCUGGGGGAAUCAUCCAUCACGGCUCUGGAAUGAGGUUUUCGGUGAAGGAUGCAAUGAAACAUGGUUUGAUUGGCCAAGAUUUGUGUCAUGAGCUGAGGCAAGCUGAAAGUGUGUGCCUGCAGGGCUGUGUCCACCCAGAGACGCAGCAGAGGCUGCCCUCGGCCCAGGCGCUGUCAGCAGGGCUGCUCAGCCCUCACUUCCAGAGGGAAGUGCAAGAAAUCCAGGCUGGGAGUGGAAGUGUUUUUGAUGCAGCUUCUGGCCAGAGGCUGGCUCUCUCUCAAGCAGUGAAAGAGGGCUUGCUGCCCAAGCAGGUGGUGGAGAAGGCGCUGGCAUCUUCAGAGCUGAAGGAGGGAAUGGUAGAUCCUGAGACCUGCCUGGUCCUGCCCUACUCAGAGUUCCUCAAGAAGUGCAAAAUCGACAUUGAGUCUGGCCAGAGGUACCUGGAGGUCCAUCCCUUCAGAGCCAUCAGGGAUGAGGUGACAGGGAAGAAGCUGACAUGUGCUGAGGCUGUGAGGCUGGGCAAGGUGGACCUCCUGCCCACCCUGCGCCUGCUGCAGGCUCAGGCAGACAGCGGAGGGGUCGUGGAGGGCACUGUCAGCAAGAGGCUCUCCCUGAAGGCUGCUGUGGAGCGAGGGCUGCUGGAUGAGGAGAUGGCCAAAGCCAUUGCCUCCAACCAGAUGAGGGCUGGGGGAAUUGUUGAUGCUGGCAGUGGGCAGAGAUUGACUUUAAAGGAAGCUGUUGGAAAAGAACUGAUUAGCCAAAAAUUAGCUGCGGCUCUGCAGGAGGCACAAACCUCCCAAGCCAAAUAUGGUCCUGAGGUUUGCCCAGGGGAUAAACCCCACCUUUUCCAGGAAAAAAGGGAAAGAAUAUCUCCCAAAGAGGAGGAUGGCAUCAUCCCUGCCAGGGCUGCCAAGAGCUCUGAUGGUGCUGAGCACAAAGCUGCGUCCGAAGCCAUGAGCUAUGACACAGCUGGAGGUGCUGCUGCUGACAGCUCCCCAGGGCCACCAGCAGAAGGGAAAUCAAAGCCUCAAGAAACCUCAGAGGUUGGUGUGAGGCCUCAGCCCCCCCCAGAAGCUGAAGUGACUCCAGAGUACCCCUCAGUGCUGGGUACAACAUCUCUCCCUGAAGCGAUGGUGGAGGUGAGGGCUGUGAAAAAAGAGACUGCAAAGAGCAGGUCCCAGGUGGGAGCAGCUGAGGGGAAGGAAUCAAAGAGAACAGAAGGAGGUAGAGAGACAGAGAAAGCAGAGGGAUUGGGCAUGGAGAAGGAACAGCUCUUGGACAAGGAGGUGCUUUCCAGUGUGAAGGGUGGUGAGGAGAGGAGUAGUGGGAGAGGCUUUGUAAGUGCAGAGGAUGGUGAGGAGAGGAGGAAAGACUUGGCAAGUGCAGAGGAUAGUGAGGAGAAGAGGAGGAGGAAAGGCUUUGUAAGUGCAGAGGGAGUUGUGGCAGGUGAAGAAGGUGCAGUGGUGGCUGCUGAGCAAGGAGAGCAAGCAGGCAGGCUGGAGCAGGGAGCAGCAGCUGCGCCAAGGGAGUCUGCUCCUGUGGGGCAAGAGAAGGGUCCUGCAAAGCCUGGAGAAGCCCUGAAGGUUGGCAUCCCUCUGAAGCCUGCAGGAGAUGAGCUCCCAGGUAAAGGAACUGUCAAACACACUGAAGGAGAGAGCCCCAGGCUGGGUGGAGAAGGUGCAGUGGAUCAGGAGAAACCAAGUGGGCCUGAGCUGAAACCUGCCCAGAAACAGAAAAGCAAAAGGAGGAGAGCAAAGCAGGUUGCUGGGCCAGGAGACAGCACUCAGCCAGAGAAACCUCCUGUGCAAAAGGAGUCCCUUCCUAGCCUGGUUUCCAAAGAAAUUCCAGGGCAAGAGAAGGAGGAGGAGGAGAAGGAGGAGGCCUUUGUCUUGAGCACACCAGAACCAAGACAUGAAGGCACCACCAAAGUUACUGCUGGCUUGGCCCAAGACUCAGCCAAGGUCAUGGGGGGCAGCAGGGAUGACAAAGCAAAGAGAAGAACUGAGAAAGACAGAGACAACCUGGCUGGGGGUCAGCUUGUCCCAGGACAAGGAGAAGCCCAAGAAAGGAUCAGAAAUGGUCCUGAUUCCUUGCUGGCAUUGAGCCUGGAGGAGAGGAUGACCCAGGAAGACAGCAAGGUGGAAGCCACCAGCGAUGUGUCCAUCUCAGGCCCCGCAGCAGGCAAGCUGCCUGAAGAAUUAAUCAUCAGGGAGGAAGCCACAGGAGGGCAGGAAAGUUCUUCAGCCCUUCAGCUUGCAGAAGAGACACAGCAGGAGAUCAGCACAGUCCAAGGAGAUGCCCUCACUGCCCCAAAAGCCCAAGGAGAAACACCCCAGGAGAGGAGCAGGCAGCCAGCAGCUGGUGACAGAGGCUUGCUCCUCCCUGUGAUAGUGGAGGGGGAGCUGCUGGAGACCUCGAGGGAAUCCACCAGGCCAGCCCAGGUGAUGUUCAGCAAGAAGAUGUGCCUGGAGCACGAUGAGAAGCUGGUCUCCUACCUCUCCAUGCUGCGAGACGUGGAGAUGAGGAUCCAAAGGGUGCAGCCAGUGGAGCAGAACCUGGCAGCUCUGCAGGACCUGCUGCGCCAGGCAGAGGCCCUGGGAGCGGAGCUGCAGGAGCUGAGCUUCCCAGUGAAUCAGGAGUUGGAUGCCGUGAAGUGGAUCGUGGCCAACCCCCCCGAAGAAGUCCCUGAGCAAUUACUGAAGGCUUUGGAGAAGGAUGCCAAGAACCUCCAGAAGUCUCUGAGUUCUGCAAGUGAUAUCCUGGAGUCCAGGCUGCAAAACCUUCGUGGGGCAGCAGAAGCUGAAAAGGCUAAAAUCUUGGCACACCACGAAGCUCUCCAGGAUAAACUCCAGGAGCUGCUGGGUUGGGUCUCUGGCACCGCUGGGUCCCUGGAUGCCGCCGAUUCCCAGCCCGCGCCCGACGCCGGCAGCUUGAGUCGCUGCCUGCAACGCUACAAGGAGCUGAAGGAGCCUCUGGCCGACACCAAGUCCCAGCUGGAGGCCACUGCCUUCGACAUCCAAUUCCUCAUCUCGGAGCACGCCCAGGACCUGAGCCCUCAGCAGAGCAGGCAGCUGCUGAGGUUGCUGAACGAGCUGCAGAAGGCUUUCAGGGACCUGUCAGAGCGGGUGACAGCUCGGCUGGAGGUGCUGCAGCUCUGCCUCCGGCAAGUGGAGCAGACAGAGCAGACGCUGCAGGAGCAGCAGGCAGCCCGGGCCCAGAGCCUGGCCGAGCUCAGCCGCUGGCUCUGCCAGGCAGAGGACACCUUGGCAGAGCAGCAGAGAGCAGCCAGCCAAGGGGACCUGUCCACCCUGCAGCAGAGGCAAAGUGAUGUGAAGGAGCUGCAGAGGAGCCUGCAGAGCCGAGCUGCCUCCUUCGCCAGCCUGCUCAGGAGCACAGAGGAGUUUCUGGAGGAGAACAAGGCAAAGAUGGAGCCUGGCGAGCUGGCAGCGCUGCAGGAGAGGCUCCAGCGUGCCAAGGAGCAGUACCAGUCCUUGCAGGAGAGGACAGAGGUGGCCCAGAAGGAGCUGGAGGAUGCUGUGAGUGCUGCAGUGCAGCAGGAGACUGAAAAGGUGAAAGCUGCCAAGGAGCUGGAGGAGAACAGCAACAAAAUUGAUUCCCUUUUGAGCUGGGUGGCAUCCCUGGAGCAGAAGGGAGAGCUCCCAGAGUACAGACCACAUCCCAUGGAGCGAGCCCCAGGGACACAAGCGGGGACAGGCACUCAGGAUGUCCCUGACAGCCACACUGUGGGAGCAGACAGUGCUGCAGAGAGCCUGGAUGAGGAGUAUGAGAGGCUGAAGGCCCAGCACCAGGAGCUGCUGUCCCAGCAGCAGGACAUCAUCCUGGCCACGCAGUCGGCGCAGGCGUUCCUGGCCAGGCAGGGCCGGAGCCUGGCGGGGGAGCAGCGGCAGGGGCUGCAGGGCAGGCUGGCGGGGCUGAAGGAGCAGUACUCGGCCGCGCUGGGGCAGGCGGAGGCCAGGCUGAAGCAGGUGCAGGGCCUGCGGGAUGAGCUGCGCAAGUUCCUGCAGGACCACGCAGAGUUGGAGGCCUGGCUGCGGCAGGCGGAGCAGGACCUGGAGGGGAUGGCCCGCGGCGGCGGCGACCCCGCGGCGCUGCAGCAGCUGCUCCUGCGGCAGGGCAGCUUCGCGGAGGAUGUCAUCUCCCACAAGGGAGACCUGCGCUUCGUCACCAUGUCGGGCCAGAAGGUGCUGGACGCGCAGGGAGCCGCCGCCGGCUCCCGGCCUGGCGGCCUGGUCAGGAGCAAGCUGGAGGAUGCCACGCAGAGAUACACCAGGCUGCACUCCAAGUGCACCAAGCUUGGCUCCCACCUGAGCACUUUGCUGGAUCACUACCAGCAGUUCCAGGAGGUGGCAGAGUCGCUCAGGACCUGGCUGCAGGGAAGCGAAGCUGCUGUUGGGAAACUGCUCUCGGAGGCAGUGUCCUCAGAUCCGGCUGUCCUGCAGCAGCAGCUGGCCAGUGCUAAGCAGCUGCAGGGAGACCUCGCUGAGCAUCAGGUGCCAGUGGAGAAGCUCCAGAAAGCAGCUCGGUCCCUGCUGGAGAUCCAAGGGGAGCCAGCUCCUGACCACAGGCACAUCCAGGAGACAACAGAUGCCAUCGUGAGUCGCUUCCAGAGCCUCUCCCAGCAGAUGGCUGAACGCUCAGACCUGCUGCAGAAAUCUGUUGCCCAGUCUCAGAGCGUGCAGGAGAGCCUGGAGAGCCUCCUCCAGUCAGUGGCUGAGAUUGAGAAGAACCUGGAGAGAGAGCAGCCAGCCACACUCUCCUCCAGCUCCAUCCAGGACUCUCUCGCCACCAGCGCGAAGCUGAAGCAGGACAUCGCCAGGCAGAAGAGCUGCCUGGAGGCCACCCGGGAGAUGGUGACGCGGUUCAUGGAGGCAGCCGACAGCCCCACGGCCUCUGCCCUGCAGGGCAAGCUGGCAGAGGUGACAGAGCAUUUUGGCAGGCUGUGCCAGCAGCAGCAGGACAGGGAGGACGCUCUGAAGGGUCUCCUCCCCAAGGUGGAGCACUAUGAGCAGCUCUCAGAGAAGCUGCAGCAGUUCACGGAGAGCAGAGGGCGGCUGCUGGCCUCGGGCAACCAGCCGGACAGGGACAUCGCUGCCUUCUCCCAGCACAUCCAGGAGCUGAAUUUGGAGAUGAAGCAGCACCAGGAGGACCUGGCCACCCUGGAGCACCUGGCUGCAGAGCUGGGCUCCUGUGGCUUCGCUCCCAGCACUUCCCAGCAUCAGGAGAAGCUGCAGAGCCUGAAGAAAGACUUCCUGCAGCUGCAGAAGGUGGCAAAAGAGAGAGAAAAGGAUGCAUCCUCCUGCCAGCAGCAACUGGAAGAGUUUCGGAAGCUGGUCGGGGCCCUGAGGAAGUGGCUGAGGGAAACUGAAGGCAAAAUGCCACCUGCUGAGACCUCCCUGGGCACCCAGGAGCUGCAGCAGCGCAGGCAGCAGGUCCAGGCUCUGCUGGAGGAGUGGCAAGGGCAGGGGGCCCAAGUGGAGGAGGUUGGCCGCAGAGGGACCCUGCUGGAGAACCUGAUUGUGGAGAUCACAGCCCCUGACAGCUCGCCCAAGGCUGGUGCUGCACUGCCCACCCCAGGAGGGUCAGCAGGCAGCGUGAACGGAUACCACACGUGCAAAGAUCUGACCGAGAUCCAGUGCGAUGUGUCGGACGUGAGCCGGCAGUACCAGAGCCUUGGGGAGGCGCUGAGGGAGCGCCAGCAGCAGCUCUCAGCCAUGCUGGAGAAGAUGCAAGAGGUGCAGGAGGAGGCCAGCUCCAUGCUGAAGUGGCUGGAGUCGAAGGAGCGGACGCUGUCGGAGCUGGAUGCUUCCUCCUCGCCCACCAAGACGGAGACGAUGAGAGCCCAGGCUGAGCACAACAAGGCAUUUUUGGCUGAAUUGGAACAGAAGUCAGGGAAGAUCCAGAAGGUAAAAGAAGCACUGUCUGGCCUGCUGGAGAAAUACCCAGAUUCUCCAGAAGCAGCGAACUGGAAGAAGAUGCAGGAGGACCUGAAUUGCAGGUGGGAAAGAGCCAGCCAGGCGACGGCGGAGCGGCAGCAGAAGCUGGAGGAGUCUGCAAACCUGCUGGCCAGCUUCCAGGCUGCGGAGGGCCAGCUGCGCCCCUGGCUCAUGGAGAAGGAGCUGAUGAUGAGCGUGCUGGGACCUCUCUCCAUCGACCCAAACAUGCUGAACGCACAGAAGCAGCAGGUCCAGUUUAUGCUGAAGGAAUUUGAAGCUCGUAGACAGCAGCACGAGCAGCUCAACCAGGCAGCUCAGAGCAUCCUGACCGGCCCUGGAGAGGCUUCUCCAUCCACUGACCAGGUGCGGGAGGAGCUCCAAGGGGUCAAUCAGAAGUGGUCUGAGCUAACAGAACGCCUCAACUCCCGCUCCAGCCAGAUUGACCAAGCCAUAGUCAAGAGCACCCAGUACCAGGAGCUCCUGCAGGGCCUGUCAGAGAAGGUGAAGGCGGCUGGGCAGCGCCUGAGCAGCCAAUCUGCCCUCAGCACGCAGCCCGAGGCUGUCAAACAGCAGCUGGAGGAAACCAGCGAGAUCCGCUCGGACCUGGAGCAGCUGGAGGAGGAAAUCUCAGAGGCUCAGACCCUCUGUGAUGACCUCUCCAUCCUGAUUGGGGAGCAGUACCUCAAAGAUGAGUUAAGGAAGCGUCUGGAGACUGUGGCCCUUCCUCUCAAAGGGCUGGAAGACCUGGCAGCCGACCGGAUGAACCGACUGCAGACGGCGCUUGCAAGCUCCCAGCAGUUCCAGCAUAUGUUUGAUGAACUCAGGACCUGGCUGGAUGACAAACUCUGCCAGCAAGCUCAAAGCCAACCCAUUUCUGCUAAACUGGAGAGGCUGCAAAGCCAGAUUCAGGAGCAAGAAGAGUUCCAGAAGAGCCUCAACCAGCACAGCGGCUCCUACGAGAUGAUUGUGGCCGAGGGAGAAUCUUUGCUGCUUUCUGUCCAGCCUGGGGAGGAGAAGACCACUUUGCAGAACCAGUUGGUCAGCCUCAAAACACACUGGGAAGAGCUCAGCAAGCAGGCUGCCGAGAGACACUCUAAGCUCAAGGACUGCCUGCAGAAGGCUCAGAAGUACCAAAGGCACGCGGAGGACCUCCUGCCUUGGGUGGAGGACUGCAAGGCGAAGGUGUCGGAGCUGGAAGUGACUCUGGAUCCGGUGCAGCUGGAGGCAACCCUUCUGAGGUCAAAGGCCAUGCUGAGUGACGUGGAGAAGCGCCGCUCCUUGCUGGAGAUGCUGAACAGUGCUGCUGACAUCCUGAUCGACGCUGCCCAGACCCACGAGGAGGACGUCCGGGACGAGAAGGCUGCCAUCAACCAGAAGAUGGAUGCCAUCACGGAAGAGCUGCAAGCCAAGACUGCCUCCAUUGAAGAAAUGGCCCAGAGGCUCAAGGAGUUUCAAGAGAGCUUCAAGAACAUCGAGAAGAAGCUGGAAGGGGCCAAGCACCAGCUGGAGAUCUACGACGCGCUGGGGCCGCAAGCCUGCAGCAACAAGAACUUGGAGAAGCUGAGGGCGCAGCAAGAGGUGCUGCAGGCCCUGGAGCCACAAGUGGACUAUCUGAAAAACUUCACUCAGGGUCUAGUAGAAGAUGCCCCAGCUGGGUCUGACUGUUCCCAGCUCUUAAGCCAAGCUGAGGUGGCUCAGCAGGACUUCACAGCUGUGAAGCAGAAAGUAAACGACUGCUGCGUGCUGAUGGAAAGCAAGCUUGAAGGCAUCGGGCAGUUCAACAGCCGGGUCAGGGAGAUGUUCUCUCAGCUGGCAGACCUUGAUGACGAGCUGGACAGCAUGGGCCCCAUUGGGAGAGACUCUGACAGCCUUCAGUCCCAAGCAGAGGACAUCCGAGCCUUCCUGGGCAAGCUCCACGGGCUGAAGGCUGACAUCGAAGCUUCCGAAAGCGACUGCAAGAAGAUGCUGGAGGAGGAAGGGAGCCCUGACUUGCUGGGGCUGAAGCGUGAGCUGGAGACACUGAACAAGCAGUGCAGCAAGCUGAAGGAGAGGGGCAAGAACCGUCAGGAGCAGGUGGAGACCACCCUGUCUCGUGUGGAGGACUUCUACAGCAGGCUGAAGGAGCUGACCCACAUGACGACGGCGGCGGAGGAGAGCGAAGCACUGCAGUGGGUGGUGGGGACAGAGGUGGAAACCAUCAACCAGCAGCUGGCAGACUUCAAGCUGUUCCAGAAGGAGCAAGUGGAUCCUCUCCAGCUAAAGCUGCAGCAAGUCAAUGGAGUUGGUCAAGGACUCAUCCAAAGCGCCGGGAAAAACUGUGAUGUCCAAGGGCUGGAACAUGACAUGGAAGAGAUCAACACUCGCUGGAACACCCUCAACAAGAAGGUGGCCCAGAGAGUUGCCCAGCUGCAGGAGGCCCUGCUGCACUGUGGGAAGUUUCAGGACGCCCUGGAGCCGUUGCUGAGCUGGCUGGCAGACACCGAGGAGCUCAUCUCCAACCAGAAACCUCCCUCUGCAGAGUACAAGGUGGUGAAAGCCCAGAUCCAGGAGCAGAAGCUGCUCCAGCGACUCCUGGACGAUCGCAAAGCCACCGUUGAGAUGAUCCAAGCGGAGGGUGGCAGGAUCGCGCAGUCGGCCGAGCCCGCCGACAGGGAGAAGAUCGUUGGCCAACUGGAGAGCCUGGAACGUCGCUGGGCAGGGCUACUGGGCAGUGCAGCCAGCAGGCAGAAGCAGCUGGAGGACAUCUUGGUCCUGGCAAAGCAGUUCCAUGAAACCACAGAGCCUGUGUCGGAUUGGCUGUCCGUGACCGAGAAGAAAUUGGCCAACUCGGAGCCCAUCGGUACCCAGACCGCCAAGAUCCAGCAGCAGAUCAGCAGGCACAAGGCCCUAGAGGAAGAGAUAGCAAACCAGGCUGCCGAGGUGUCGCGGGCGGUCGGCGUCGGGCAGUCCCUCUCCUCCCUCAGCUGUGCCGCCGAGCAGAGGCUGCUGGCAGAGAAAUUAGAGGCUCUGCAGCGCCGCUACGGCGAGGUGCAGGAGCGCUGCUGCCGGAAGGCAGCGCUGCUGGCCCAGGCGCUCUCCAACGCCAGGCUCUUUGGGGAGGAGGAGGUGGAAGUGCUCAACUGGCUGGCUGAGGUUGAGGACAAGCUGGGCUCGGUAUCCGUAAAGGAUUACAAACGGGACGUCCUGCAGAAGCAGCAUGCUGACCAGCUGGCUCUGAAUGAGGAAAUUGUGAACAGGAAGAAGAACGUGGACCAAGCCAUUAGGAAUGGGCAAGCCCUUCUGAAGCAAACCACAGGGGAGGAGGUGCUGCUGAUCCAGGAGAAGCUGGAUGGGAUCAAGACUCGCUACUCCGACAUCACCGCCGCCAGCUCCAAGGCGCUGCGCACGCUGGAGCAGGCUCGGCAGCUGGCCACCAAGUUCCAGUCCACACACGAGGAGCUCACCAGCUGGAUGAGCAAAGUGGAGGAUGAGCUGGCUUCCAGUGGGGCCCAGUCCCCAGCUGGCGAGCAGAUACCCCAGUUCCAGCAGAGGCAAAAGGAGCUGAAGAAGGAGGUGAUGGAGCACAGGCUCAUCCUGGACACGGUGAAUGAGGUGAGCAGAGCUCUGCUGGAGCUGGUUCCCUGGCGAGCCCGUGAGGGGCUGGAUAAGCUGGUGACGGACACCAACGAGCGCUACAGGCUGGUCAGUGACACCAUCAAGCAGAGGGUGGAGGAGAUCGAUGCUGCUAUUCAGAGGUCUCAGCAGUACGAGCAGGCAGCCGACGCCGAGCUGGCCUGGGUGGCCGAGACCAAGCGGAAGCUGUUGGCUCUUGGCCCCAUCCGCCUGGAGCAAGACCAGACCACAGCCCAGCUGCAGGUGCAGAAGGCUUUUUCCAUCGACAUCAUCCGGCACAAAGACUCCAUGGAUGAACUCUUCAGCCAGCGCAACGAGAUCUUCGGCACCUGCGGGGAGGAGCAAAAAGCUGUUCUGCAGGAGAAAACCGAGUCCCUGGUGCAGCAGUAUGAGGCUGUGAGCCAGCUCAACUCGGAGCGCUACGCCCGCCUGGAGCGUGCUCAGGUCCUGGUCAACCAGUUCUGGGAGACCUAUGAAGAGCUGAACCCCUGGAUCGAGGAGACACAAGCCCUCAUCUCCCAGCUCCCCCCUCCAGCCAUUGACCAUGAGCAGCUCAAGCAGCAGCAGGAGGACAUGAGGCAACUGAGAGAGUCCAUCGCUGAGCAUAAGCCUCACAUUGACAAGCUGCUGAAGAUUGGCCCACAGCUGAAGGACCUCAACCCUGAGGAAGGGGAGAUGGUGCAGGAGAAAUACUCAACAGCUGAGGCCAUGUAUGCCAGAAUCAAGGAGGAGGUUUGCCAGCGGGCGCUGGCGCUGGAUGAAGCUGUCUCACAGUCCACCCAGUUCCAUGAUAAGAUUGAACCCAUGCUGGAGACCCUGGAGAACCUCUCGUCCCGCCUGCGCAUGCCGCCCCUCAUCCCCGCCGAGGUGGACAAGAUCCGGGAGUGCAUCAGCGAGAACAAGAACUCCAGCGUGGAGCUGGAGAAGCUGCAGCCCUCCUUUGAGGCCCUGAAGCGCCGCGGGGAAGAGCUGAUCGGCCGCUCCCAGGGAGCAGACAAGGACCUGGCAGCCAAAGUAAUCCAGGAUAAGUUGGAUCAGAUGGUCUUCUUCUGGGAAGACAUCAAAGCUCGGGCAGAAGAACGUGAAAUGAAGUUCCUGGAUGUCCUGGAGCUUGCAGAGAAGUUCUGGUAUGACAUGGCAGCCCUCCUGACCACCAUCAAAGACACUCAAGACAUUGUUCACGACCUGGAGAGCCCAGGCAUCGACCCCUCCAUCAUCAAGCAGCAGGUGGAAGCAGCAGAGACCAUUAAAGAGGAGACAGAUGGCCUGCAUGAGGAGCUGGAGUUCAUCCGGCUCCUUGGAACCGAUUUGAUUUUCGCCUGUGGUGAGACCGAGAAACCAGAAGUGAAGAAGAGCAUUGAUGAGAUGAACAACGCCUGGGAAAACCUCAACAAAACGUGGAAGGAGAGGCUGGAGAAGCUGGAGGAAGCCAUGCAGUCAGCUGUGCAGUACCAGGACACCCUUCAAGCCAUGUUUGACUGGCUGGACAACGCUGUGAUCAAGCUCUGCAACAUGUCCCCCGUUGGCACAGACCUCAACACGGUCAAGGAGCAGAUGAAUGAGAUGAAGGAGUUUAAAAUGGAGGUUUACCAGCAGCAGAUUGAAAUGGAAAAGCUUAAUCACCAAGGUGAGCUGAUGCUAAAAAAAGCCACAGAUGAGACAGACAGAGACAUCAUCAAGGAGCCACUGACAGAGCUGAAACAUCUCUGGGAGAAUCUGGGCGAGAAAAUUGCUCACAGACAGCAUAAGUUAGAAGCUGCUCUCCUGGCACUUGGGCAGUUCCAGCAUGCAUUGGCAGAGCUGAUGGCCUGGCUGACCCACACUGAGGAGCUGCUGGAUGCACAGAAACCUAUCAAUGGAGACCCAAAAGUCAUCGAGGUGGAACUUGCCAAGCACCACGUGCUGAAGAAUGAUGUCCUGGCCCACCAAGCAACUGUGGAGACAGUGAACAAAGCAGGCAACGAGCUGCUGGAGUCCAGUGCAGGGGAUGAUGCCAGCAGCCUCAGGAACCGCCUGGAGAACCUGAACUCAUGCUGGGAGUCAGUGCUGCAGAAGACAGAGGAGAGGGAGCAGCAGCUCCAGUCCACGCUCCAGCAGGCCCAAGGUUUCCAUGGUGAGAUUGAAGACUUCCUCCUGUGGCUAACGAGGAUGGAGAGCCAAUUGUCAGCAUCAAAACCCACAGGAGGUCUGCCAGAAACCGCCCGGGAGCAGCUCAAUGCCCACAUGGAGCUGUAUGGGCAGUUCAAAGCCAAGGAGGAUACCUACAGCCAGCUGCUGGCCAAGGGGCGACUGAUGCUGCUGAACAGGGAUGACUCCGGCUCCGGCUCCAAGACGGAGCAGAGUGUGGCCCUGCUGGAGCAGAAGUGGUGCCUGGUCAGCACCAAGAUGGAGGAGAGAAAGGCAAAGCUGGAGGAAGCCCUGGCCCUGGCCACAGACUUCCAGAAUUCCCUGCAGGACUUCAUCAACUGGCUGACCCUGGCUGAGCAGAGCCUGAACAUUGCCCCCCCGGCCAGCCUCAUCCUCAACGCCGUGCUGGCUCAGAUCGAUGAGCACAAGGUGUUUGCCAACGAGGUGAAUGCUCACCGGGACCAGAUCAUCGAGCUGGAUCAAACUGGCAACCAGCUGAAGUUCCUCAGCCAGAAGCAGGACGUGGUGCUGAUCAAGAACCUGCUGGUCAGCGUCCAGUCCCGCUGGGAGAAGGUUGUGCAGCGCUCGGUGGAGCGAGGACGAGCUCUGGAUGAUGCCAGGAAGAGAGCCAAGCAGUUCCAUGAAGCUUGGAAGAAGCUGAUUGAUUGGUUGGAGGAUGCAGAGAAUCACCUGGACUCCGAGCUGGAGAUUUCCAAUGAUCCUGACAAAAUCAAGCUCCAGCUCUCCAAACACAAGGAGUUCCAGAAGACACUGGGAGGGAAGCAGCCUGUCUAUGACACCACCAUCAGAACAGGCAGAGCCCUCAAAGAAAAGGCCUUGCUUCCAGAUGACACUCACAAGCUGGACAAUUUACUGGGAGAAGUCCGGGACAAGUGGGACACAGUGUGUGGGAAGUCUGUGGAAAGGCAGCACAAGCUGGAAGAAGCCCUCCUGUUCUCUGGGCAGUUCAUGGAUGCACUGCAGGCUUUGGUGGACUGGCUCUACAAGGUGGAGCCUCAGUUAGCUGAAGACCAACCUGUCCAUGGUGACCUGGAUCUGGUCAUGAACCUGAUGGAUGCUCACAAGGUCUUCCAGAAGGAGCUGGGGAAGCGCACAGGGACGGUGCAGGUGCUGAAGCGCUCCGGCCGGGAGCUGAUCGAGAACAGCAGGGACGACACCACCUGGGUGAAGGUGCAGCUGCAGGAGCUGAGCAACCGCUGGGACACGGUCUGCAAGCUCUCAGUGUCCAAACAAACCCGCCUGGAGCAGGCCCUGAAGCAGGCAGAGGAGUUCAGGACAGCUGUGCACUUGCUGCUGGAGUGGCUGUCGGAGGCUGAGCAGUCUCUGCGCUUUCGGGGAGCGCUUCCUGACGACGCUGAGGCCUUGCAGUCCCUCAUCGAUGCCCACAAGGAGUUCAUGAAGAAAGUGGAGGAGAAGCGAGUGGACGUGAACGCGGCGGUGAGCAUGGGGGAGGUCAUCCUGGCUGCCUGCCACCCUGACUGCAUCACCACCAUCAAGCACUGGAUCACCAUCAUCAGAGCCAGGUUUGAGGAGGUUCUCACAUGGGCAAAGCAGCACCAGCAGAGACUGGAAUCUGCACUUUCUGAACUGGUGGCAAAUGCAGAGCUCCUGGAGGAGCUCCUGGCUUGGAUCCAGUGGGCUGAGACAACCCUGAUCCAGCGGGACCAGGAGCCCAUGCCUCAAAAUAUUGAUCAGGUCAAAGCCCUCAUCUCUGAGCACCAGUCCUUCAUGGAGGAGAUGACAAGGAAGCAGCCAGAUGUGGACAGGGUCACCAAGACCUACAAGAGGAAAGCCUCUGAGCCCCCUCAUGGACCCUUCAUGGAGAAGUCUCGCAGCAACAGAAAAUCCCUGGGUCAGGCUGCCCCCCCCAGCAUGCCCAUCAUCUCCCAGUCAGAGACAAAGAACCCUCGGAUCAAUCAGCUCUCAGCUCGCUGGCAGCAGGUCUGGCUGCUGGCUCUGGAGCGACAGCGGAAGCUCAACGAUGCCCUGGACAGACUGGAGGAGCAGCUAUGCCCAGAACUGAAGGAGUUUGCCAACUUUGACUUCGACGUGUGGCGGAAGAAGUACAUGCGCUGGAUGAACCACAAGAAGUCUCGCGUCAUGGACUUCUUCCGGCGCAUCGACAAGGACCAGGACGGGAAGAUCACCAGGCAGGAGUUCAUCGAUGGCAUCCUGGCCUCCAAAUUCCCCACCACGAAGCUGGAGAUGACGGCGGUGGCUGACAUCUUCGACCGCGAUGGCGACGGCUACAUCGAUUACUACGAGUUUGUGGCUGCCCUCCAUCCCAACAAGGAUGCCUACCGCCCCACCACCGAUGCUGACAAGAUCGAGGAUGAGGUCACCAGGCAAGUGGCCCAGUGCAAGUGUGCCAAGAGGUUUCAAGUGGAGCAGAUCGGCGAGAACAAGUACAGGUUCUUCCUCGGCAAUCAGUUCGGGGAUUCCCAGCAGCUGCGGCUGGUCCGUAUCCUGCGGAGCACGGUCAUGGUUCGUGUGGGCGGAGGAUGGAUGGCCCUGGAUGAGUUCCUGGUGAAGAAUGAUCCCUGCAGAGCCCGAGGAAGGACCAACCUUGAACUGCGAGAGAAGUUCAUCCUGCCGGAGGGAGCCUCGCAGGGGAUGACUCCGUUCCGGUCGCGAGGCCGAAGGUCCAAACCCUCCUCCCGAGCAGCCUCCCCGACGCGAUCCAGCUCCAGUGCCAGCCAGAGCAACCACAGCUGCGCCUCCAUGCCCUCCUCCCCUGCAACUCCUGCCAGUGGAGCCAAGACUCCACACCACUUCUCUCGAUGUUAUGACAAACCCUGGUUGAUAAACAGUAAAGCCAGCACCCCUCUGAGGGGAUUCGAUUAUCCUGACCUGCAGCUCUCUGGUGCAGAGGUCACCCCCUCAGCGGGCAGCAAGCUGAAGCGACCAACCUUCCACUCCAGCCGAACCUCCCUGGCUGGGGACACCAGUAACAGCUCCUCCCCAGUCUCUACAGGUGCCAAAACCAGUCGGGCAGACCCCAAGAAGACCGCGAGCCGUCCCACCAGCCGGGCCGGCAGCCGAACCGGCAGCCGUGCGAGCAGCCGGCGGGGAAGCGACGCCUCCGAUUUCGACCUGCUGGAGACGCAGUCGGCUUGCUCCGACACCUCGGAGAGCAGCGCCGCCGGCGGGCAGGGAGGCUCCCGCCGGGGGGCAGCCAAACCUUCCAAAAUCCCAACCAUGUCCAAGAAAACGACCACUGCCACCACCCCAAAACCUCCGGGCCCUAAAAGAUAAUAAUAAUACUGUACCCCGCGCCCUGACAGCCAGAGCAGCACCUCCCCCACCUCCACCUGUGUCCAGUUUUUAACCCUGCAUUGGAUGUAUAUUUAUUCUAAAUGGGAGAAGCUCUAUUGUUAAAAGUGUAAAAGAAAAGUUGUGUUUUGCAGCUGCCUUAUUUUAUUUUGGGGUUUUUUUUUUUUUGGAGGGGGUGGAUUUGGGGUUUGGGUUUU